Linum trigynum is the source of this 1987-nucleotide messenger RNA. The record is from the annotation of a GenBank genome assembly. Lineage: Eukaryota; Viridiplantae; Streptophyta; Magnoliopsida; Malpighiales; Linaceae.
CCAAAGAGAGUUAGCCCUUAGCCGCGGCCUUUGUGCGUUAUUUAUUAAUUUUUGUAUUGAAUAAAGCAGAGUUUUCAGUCUCCGGCUGCUUCGAUUUCGAUUCGACAGAGAAGGAGAAAGAAAAGGAACUCAGAGACAAAGCCGAGCACGAGCGGAGAGCGAAAAUGGCGAUGGCAAGCUUCGCGAGGAGAAAGGCUUACCUUCUUACGAGAACCUUCUCCAAUUCCAAUCCCGACGCCCUCCGCUACACUUUCUCACUCACCAACUUCUCCCGCGGCUUCGCUUCCUCCGGAUCUGAUGACAACGAUGUUGUCAUCAUCGGCGGCGGCCCCGGCGGCUACGUCGCCGCCAUCAAGGCGGCACAGCUCGGCCUGAAGACCACCUGCAUCGAGAAGCGCGGUACUCUCGGCGGCACCUGCCUCAACGUCGGUUGCAUCCCGUCCAAGGCGCUUCUUCACUCGUCCCACAUGUUCCAUGAAGCUCAGCACUCAUUUGCCCACCAUGGCGUCAAAGUCUCCAAUGUGGAGGUCGAUUUGCCCGCCAUGAUGGGUCAAAAGGACAAAGCAGUAGCCAAUCUCACCAAGGGAAUCGAAGGUUUGUUCAAGAAGAACAAAGUAACCUACGUCAAAGGGUACGGCAAAUUCAUCUCCCCCAAUGAAGUCUCAGUCGAUACCAUCGAUGGUGGCAACACUGUCGUUAAGGGAAAGAACAUCAUUGUUGCCACAGGCUCUGAUGUCAAGUCUCUCCCUGGUAUCACCAUCGACGAGGAAAAAAUUGUAUCUUCAACUGGCGCGCUAUCCCUGAAACAGAUUCCCAAGAAGCUGAUAGUCAUCGGAGCAGGCUACAUCGGGCUCGAGAUGGGGUCAGUGUGGGCCCGCCUUGGUUCAGAAGUCACUGUUGUGGAAUUUGCUCCUGACAUCGUCCCCACCAUGGAUUCUGAAAUCCGCAGGCAAUUCCAGCGCUCGUUGGAAAAGCAGAAGAUGAAGUUCAUGCUUAAGACGAAAGUGGUAGGAGUUGACAGCUCGGGAGAUGGCGUGAAGCUAACUGUAGAGCCUGCUGCUGGUGGCGACCAAACGAUACUUGAGGCUGAUGUGGUGCUAGUGUCUGCUGGCAGGAACCCAUUCACAGCUGGUCUUGAGCUCGACAAGAUUGGGGUUGAAACCGACAAGGGUGGACGGAUCUUAGUCAAUGAGAAAUUUGAAAGCAAUGUGAAAGGCGUGUUCGCCAUUGGAGAUGUGAUUCCAGGGCCCAUGCUGGCACACAAGGCCGAGGAGGAUGGUGUUGCUUGUGUCGAGUUUAUAGCUGGCAAGCAUGGACACGUGAACUAUGAUUUGGUUCCAGGAGUCGUGUACACACAUCCUGAGGUUGCGUCAGUGGGGAAGACGGAGGAUCAGGUGAAGGCAAGUGGGGUGCAGUAUCGAGUGGGGAAGUUCCCGUUCAUGGCCAACAGUCGUGCAAAGGCCAUCGAUGAUGCUGAAGGGUUAGUGAAGAUAAUUGCUGAUAAGGAGACUGACAAGAUAUUGGGAGUCCAUAUCAUGGCGCCGAAUGCUGGUGAGCUGAUUCACGAGGCAGUUUUGGCAAUUAACUACGAGGCGUCGAGCGAGGAUAUUGCUCGUGUUUGCCAUGCUCAUCCGACGAUGAGUGAGGCGUUGAAGGAGGCUGCCAUGGCCACUCAUGACAAGCCUAUUCACAUUUGAAGCGUUUUACUGCAAGUUUUGGAGAACACUUUUGUUUUCAAGGUUUUAGCUAAGACUGGCGUGGUUGCCCUCCUUUCAUCUUGUGAAUCCUCUUUUCCUGAAUCUUUUAUUAUCUGAUCGAUUGUCAGAAACAGGAGUUGUUACUGAUGUUGAUCAUGGCCUGUUGAAUCUUUUAUAGUGGCUGAAUGAAUAACUUCACAUUUGCUUGACAACGUUCAUAUUGCUUUCUCAAGGUUUAUGUCUUCCUUUUGCUUGCUGUGGAGGGUUGAUUAUAAAAUACAAGCACAGCU